AUGACCCUGCAGGGCACCAACACCUACCUGGUUGGCACUGGGCAGAGAAGAAUACUCAUAGAUACAGGAGAGCCUUCUGUUCCAGAAUAUAUCAGCAAUUUGAAGCAAGUACUUAAUAAAUCCAGCAUGGCAAUCCAGGAAAUAAUCGUGACUCACUGGCAUCAUGACCAUUCUGGUGGUAUAUAACAGAUAUAUGCCGAGAUAUCAUAAAUGACUCUGGUCUUUGUAUUAGUAAACUUCCAAGGAAUCCUCAUAAAGAAGAGGUCAUCGGCACAGGAGAGCAAAAGUACAAAUAUCUAAAAGAUGGAGAUAUGAUAACUACUGAGGGAGCUACUCUUAAAGUCCUCUACACACCUGGACAUACAGAUGAUCACAUGGCACUGGUGUUAUUGGAAGAAAAUGCAAUUUUCAGUGGGGACUGUAUUCUUGGAGAAGGAACAGCGGUGUUUGAGGAGCUGUAUGAUUACAUGAAGUCUUUAGAAAGGCUAUUAGAUGUCAAGGCUGACAAAAUAUACCCAGGUCAUGGCCCUGUGAUUCAAGAGGCAAGAGACAAAAUUCGAGAGUAUAUUACUCACAGACAGGCUCGAGAACAGCAAAUUUUGCAGGUUUUGCAAGAGAACUCUGAGAAAUCACUGACUGCCACGGAACUUGUUAAAAUUGUGUACAAGGAUACUCCAGAAUAUUUACAUGCAGCUGCAGAAGUCAACCUUACUCAUCAUCUACAGAAACUAAAGCGGGAAAAAAAGAUAGUACAAGAACAGGGUCCUACUCUACGGUGGAAAAGUCGCUUGUGA
Messenger RNA from Staurois parvus, 794 nucleotides. The record is from the annotation of a GenBank genome assembly. NCBI's taxonomy places the organism in Eukaryota, Metazoa, Chordata, Amphibia, Anura, Ranidae.